Messenger RNA from Cinara cedri, 12286 nucleotides. Lineage: Eukaryota; Metazoa; Arthropoda; Insecta; Hemiptera; Aphididae. The record is from the annotation of a GenBank genome assembly.
GCCGCCAAUCAGUGUGUGUCUCAAAGGCUAUGCCGCGACAUGAACACCGGCGAAUCGUACAAGGUGCUCGUGCUGGGCGACUCGAAUGUCGGCAAAACGUGUCUGAUGCACAGGUUCUGCGACGAGACGUAUUACGACACAUACAUAUCAACUAUAGGUGAGUGAUGGUACAUAAUUAUAUAAUAAUAUUAUUGAAUUCAUCACCGACAACGAACAGCCCCCGUAACCAGCUGGUCAAAUAGUGUACGGUAUCCAGACAUCCUAACGUCGUAGGUUACACUUUUAUUUUUCUCUUCAUAGGUUAUAGGCACUUGACAGACUCGUAAUUUAGUUACUAAUCUUACUUAAACUAACUCUUUUUUCCGUAUGGAAAACCGUCAUAACGACGCGACGUGGUCUUGUUCCCUAAUACAGGUGUUCUAUAAAGUAUUAUCCUUAUGCUAAUGACUCUGUCAAUGUUCAUUUUUUUUUCUAAUUGUGUUUUGUGCGAGGACAUAUAUGUAGAGAAAAAAUACAAUUUUCAUUUCUAACCCUUAAUCACUGAAAAAAAUUAAUUUUUAUUUAUCACUUUUCAAAAUUUUCAAAAUAGUAAUUUUAUAAAAAAUAUUUUAUUCUAAGCAUUUUAAUAUAACGUAUAUUAAUAUCCGAUCAAUAGAGUUUCUUAUAGUGAUAGCCAUUUAAAUUUCUAGAAAAUUGGCGUGAAAACAAUUAAUAUUCAAUAGAAGAUAAGAAAUUACCGUGCUGCUAGACACUAACUAAUUAGAAAGUUACUUUUUAAGUAACUUUCUAAUUUACAUAGUUAGUUUUUAUUCAUAAUAACUUUUUAACUUAACCAGUUGAAUUGAAUGUGGAAAAUAUUCUAAUCUAACUCGUUAAAAACAAAAAGAAUUUAGUUAUUUUUGUCUUUUUUUAUUUCAAAAAUCCAAAUGUUCUGUAAGAUAUUGAGUAUUUUCAAUUUUCUGAUAAAAAUAUUUUUCUUGUCAUAUUAUUCGAUAGCAAAUUAUAGUCGGCCUUAGAUCAUAUACUAAUAUGAUUCACGAAUUAAGAUAUAUAAAAUACCGAACGGAAAGGUCUUAUCAAUGUUUUCCUGAGUCCAGCCAGUUCUUACUUCGGCAAGACACUUUUAGGACAAAAUUGGUAUAAGAAUCAACUAAAACCAGUUUAAAGUUUAGACUGGAGGAGUAGGGUGUAUAAUAAAUUUCAUAUCUAUUCUAUCAUGGCUUUAGACUUUUCUAUAAUAAUAUUGACAUAGUUUAAAAAUAGUACACUACAUGGUGUUAAUAGCCUUGCCAAAAAAUAAGAAGGUUCAAGCUUCACUUAUCACAUGUUCGUUCGGUAUCCUGUGUAUCUUAAUUCAUGAUAUCAUCUAAGCAGUCGACUAUAUUCUAAUUUUAUUGUUUUUGUAUGUCUAUGGCACUGACAUAGAUAAGAAUAUACUCUAUAUUAUAUUCUUAUCUCAGAGGUCUAUAGUAAUUGGUAAUACACGAUAACCACGACGCAUUAUAGACAUAAUAUAACCUAUAGACUAUUAUAAUAUUAUGUCUGUGGCCUAUUUUUAUAAUAAAACUAUAUAAUAUAACCAAUAUAUACAUUAUAGGUAAUAUUAUGCUAUAAUGCAUAAUAAUAAUUAUGCAUAUAUUAUUAUCUACCUUACAUUUAUAUUUCAUCCUAUCAUGAGUGGUUAUUUGUUUAUAUUUAUAUUAUCAUGAUUAUGUCAAUAUAGACAAAUAUAGUGUUACACCAUUUUGUAUAUGUUUUAUUUUGUUAAACUUCUAUGUUCUAAUAACUGAUAUUUCAAUUAAUUUCCAAAAAAUGAAAGUUAUUACCUACCUAUUUGAAACAUUUGAUCACUUCAAUUUAAUUUUUCAUUCAUCACCAAUAAUUUAAACUAGUUACUUACUUAAUAAUUAAUUUACAUAAUAUUUUACACUUGAACCAAUUUUUCAAUUUAUAUUUUAAACUAAAAAAAAAAAAAACUUAUAAUUUCUACUCUAACUUAAGUUACUAUUUUCAUCAAACUAACUUCUAACUAACUAAGAGAUUUGAAAAUUGUAAAAACUAACUUAUAUUCUAACUUAGUUAGAUUUUAUAUAAAACUAAUUUAACUUUAACUAGUUGAAAAAAAUGACUAACUUGUCCAUCUUUGCCGCACUGAUUGUGAUUCAUUUUGCGCAAUGUGUUACUUUAUUGAAAAUUAAUUGUUUUCACGCCAAUUUUCUAGAAAUUAAAACGACUAUUACUAUGAAACUCUAUUGAUCGGAUAUGUAUAUGAAUGUACGUUACAUUAAAAUAUUCAGAAUAUUAUAUUUUAUAAAAUGGCUAUUUUAAAAAUUUUGAAAAGUGAUAAAAUAAAAGUUAUUUUUCUCAAUAAUUUAGGUAUAAAAACAAAAAAUUUAAUUUUCUCUACAUAUGUGUUCUCCUGGCACAAAACCCGAUUAAAAAAAAAAUUUUAAAAAUAUGAAUAUUGAGAGAAUUAUGAGCAUAAGGAUAAUAUAGUGUAAAACACUGUCUGCAUAUAAACAUGAUAAUGUACAAUAUUAUUUCGAUACGCCAAAUAUUUUCAUGAAAAUCAACAUUUUUGAUUGAACAACCGUCUAAAACAUUGACUAAACAUAAAUAUUUAUGUAUACAUUAUAAAAUAUAUAAUACAUACAUUAUAUGUAUAUUGUAUAUUUUUUUACAUAAAGAAGACGAAUGUCUUUUAAAUGUUCACAAAUAUGUAUAAUACAUUGUUAUUUUAUUUAGAGUAGAAACAUCUUUGCAUCUUUAGUGAUUUUUUUUUCGGGGGGAGGGGAUUUAAAGAUUCAAACUUUCUUCCUCUCCCAACAGAAAUUUUAGGACACGAAAAGGGUAAUAAAUUGCCUAUCUAUGACCCUUCUCUACUUCUCCAGUCUAAACUUUAAACUGUUAUAACUCAUAAACGGUAAAUCUGAUGGUUAUGCACAUCAAAGUUUUUAAAAAAUUAUUCUCUGUUUAAAUAUGUGUUAAAAGUGGUGGGGUUUUCUAAUUUGAAAAUCAAAAGUAUGCUUUUAUUUAAGGUGCAUAAAGUAGGGGUAAAAAAUUAAAAAUGGUUUUAAAACAAAGCUUAAACGAUUCCAUAAUGAUUAAGAAAAACAGAAAUAAAAUUCACUUAAAAUCCUCUGAGAUAAUUGCUGGUUCAUGAUAAAAAAAAUCACCCUGUAUAUUUACCUACAGUAUUUGGUAAAUACCUACGGUAUUUUCACCUACAGUAAUAAUUUAAAGAGUGUCAACUGUCGACGUUUAGAAAAUAAUUAUUUAUUUAUUUAUUAAAACAAACAGGAUAGGCCCAAUUAUAAAUAUAAUAUUAUUUACAAGAUAGCAUAUUAGUCGCUCAGAUCAUUACAUUAAGAAAGGAAUGACGGAUCCUUAUUGGCCAACCUCAUCAUUUGAUAUGAUAGUCUCAUUUUUUAGAUAGUUUUCAUGCAAAGUGGGGUGAAAAAGGUAAAAAUAUUGUAAGUGCAUUUAACAGUGCCUAAAAAUUAAUUAGUGCAAGGAAGAAAGGUGAGUCAAUAGAACCAGUAAGGAGCUUACAGAGAAAGGUAAGAUUAUAAGACUGCCGACGGUCAGCUCAAGAACAUAAAUUAAAGAAAUGGAGUAUGUGGGAGUAUAUAUUCAUGAGUAGGGUAAUUUAAAUUUAAGGGGUAUUUUAUAAAAUUUAGGAAUUUACGUUGCACUCACUCAAGUUGCUUACUACCCCACCAAAUAGUAACUUUAAUUAAUUAGUAAUUAAAUAGGCAUUAAAUAUCAUCUUUAAUAAUAUUUGUUUAAUACACAGAUUUUCCCGCUUUUCCCAGUUUUUCCAUGGUUUUUCCUGGUUUUUCAAAUUUGAUGAGGAAACACUCCUGAUAAAAUCGAAAAAUGACUUUUCUAAAGUACCUUAAUUGUGAAAUUUCCUUUUAGAAACAUUGCUAUCAUUAAAAGUUAGAGCAAAAUUGCUGGUAGAAAAGUUGAUCGCAGAAAAAAAUAUAAACAUCUUUGUAAAACUAUAAGCUUCAACGCUCCAUUCGGAAUCUAAAAUAAAAAUAAUUUAGUUUACGUAAAUUAAUUUCCAAAUUCAAAAUAAUAAAAUUGACAGUGUACGAGUGUAUGAACAUGUUAUAAAAAAUGAUUUAAUAAUAUUAAAUAAUAAAACUAAGUUAAACAUUUAAAUUGUCAUAAUAAACUAUUAGUAAUAAAUUAAUAUAAAAAUGUACAGAUUAAGUUAUGUAUUGUAUAUAUUAUACAAAAUCAACUGUUAUAUUACUAACUUAAGAACAUAAUGAAACAAUGCAAAAGUAGUAAAUAGUAUUAUUUGGAUAAAAUAUUCGACAAAUUGAAUAGAGUGGUAUUGAAUAUAUCUAAAAUGAAAUGAUUUCUUUCAUGAAUUGAUUUCUCACGGACAUAGAACAUCUGUCGGGGUAUAUAACAUGUGAUUUUUGUUAAUUUUUGAAGUAUAAAAUAACAAUUUAUUUCUUGAAUGUAAUUGGUUUGAUCUAAAAUUCAAAUGCUCAAGAAGCUCAGGACAGUUUAUAACAUUAUGUAAUAAUUUAUACAGAAAUUAAGGUUAUCCUGAAGUUUAAGACAAUCAUUAAUAAAAGGUUACUUCAACUAAUAUUAAAAAAAAGAGCACUUUUACAUUAGCUAUGGGAGACCAGUUCUUUCAUAUGCCGGUACCACUUAAGCAACUACGAAAGGAGACGAGAAAAAGCUCUUAAGAUUUUAAAGAAAGAAACUAAGGAAAAUACAUGGCCCAGUAUGUAAUCAUGGAAAGAUAAUAAUUUAUUUUUUUCACAAUAAAUAAAUAAAAAUUAAAAUAAUGAUAAUAUGAAUAACAAAAAUAAUAACAACAAUAAUAAUAUUUAAUAAAAUUUAGAUAACCAAGUCCAAAAUACUUUUUGUUUUAAGCAACGUUUUUCAAAGUGGUUUGAUCAACAAUAUUUUCUAUAUUAUAUUUAUUUCGAUAAUAUUUAAGUGAUAAGCCAGUUAGCCUCUGCUCAACAAUUUUUUUUUUUCAUAAACUUUCCCUUUUUUUACAUUUUAUUCUGGAUUUUCUUGAUAUUAUAAAAACUGCGUGGAAAAUCAAAAAAUGACCUUCCUUAAGUACUAUCUAAUCAAUAUGACAAUAUUUUCUUUCAAAAAAGGUGCUACACUUACUUAUUGAAGCAAGAUUUAUGGUAGAUUUUUUUUUCACAGUAAAAAAAAAAAAAAAAAACAUCAUUGUAAAUCCAAUAUGUAAAUUCUUCACUACACUCAAAAUCUAAAAUUUAAACAAAUUUAAAUUAAAUUAAUCAUUCCCAUUUUGAUUCUAAAAAUAUAUUAUUUUAUUAUAUAUUUGCAAAUUGAUUUUUCCCACUUAGUUUUCCAUAAUUCUAUCUCACCUUUUAGAAAAUAUUUAUUAAAAUUUCUAAAUGAGAAAUGUUUUAUUCUUGUUUCAAUCAAAGUAUUUCCAAAAUUCGGAAUCAUCUUUAUGGCAUUUGGAACCAGUUGCAUUUGUACUUAAGAAUUAUGAAUAUUUUGUAUAACAAAAAAGAAUAUCACACGGCUUAUAGGGAGGGCGAUCGUCUCCCUCGCCCCACCCUCUCAAGGACGUGCCUGAAUAUAAUGACUAAAAGCCUCGAAGGUUCUAUUUAAAAUUUAAAAUCUCUUUUAAAUCAAAUUUUUGGUAGUUUUAGCUGGUUUAGUUAUAUACUUAUGUAUUACAGUAUUGUAAAAACCGUAACACGUAUCUAGGUAUAUAGGUAUAUAUUAUAGGUAUAUUUAUUAUUAUCAAUUGACAAGUCUACUUUAUUUAUUUAGUCUACUAAUUUAUUCGAAAUUGUUCAGGAGAAAGACAAAUAUCUAUGCGACUUUUUUUUUUGCCCGAAAUUCGGUUAAAUCUGACAAGUCUUUAUCACUAUUUUUUCGAUAUCUAUUAGAUAGAAUUGCAUCAUUGUUGUAUUAAUUACUUUAUAGUAGGUAGUAUUACUAGUAUUUAUUCCUUUGCUCGAAACUAUCAAAAAGUAAUUUUGGACUUGCCUUGUAGCAUUGAGUGCAAUAUGUAAACUGUUUUAAUUUUACGCGUUAUGUAACUUAAUUUUAAUUAUUAUCUAAUAUUUUAAUAAAUCCGUACUUGUGCAGUUGUGUUUUUAUCAUCACGGUUUUUAAUAGUUUUAUUGUAGCUCUGUGCAUAUCUGUGCAUUAUAAUCCAUUUAUUAAGGAUAUGACAGAUAAAAAUUGUUAUUUAUUUACAAUAUUUAAUGCUUAGUAAUAUUACAUUGUUAUAAAAUAGGUAAUUAAAAUGACAUUUGGCGCGUAUUUGAUAAUAUGGGUAACUAGUAUACGAGAAAAAAUAUUGUCCCAAACAUCAAGGCUGGACAGUGAACACCAACUAGUUAGAAAACUAUAAGUUAUAAAAAGUUACUGUUAUCACUUUAUCAGUUACUUUAAACUUAUAACAAUAGUUACAUAUUAUUAUUACAGCAACCAAGUUACUUACUAUUAGUUACAUUUUUUUCAUAAAAUAACUAAAAUAAUGACAUUAUAUUCAAAAAGUGAAGUUACUUAAAAACAAAACCUAACGUGUCCAUAUUACGUCUUAUUGUAAGAUAUUAUUCUGACAAAAAAUGUAUUCAAGAAUUUAAUACGUCAGAUUAUUAUAUGACAUUUUAUAAAAUGCCGUACAUCUAAGCUGCGUUUAAACAAACUUUUAAAAAAUAUAACAACGUGAUGCAAAUGUAGGUGUAGUUACUUAGUUUUUAAUAACAUUUGAUAACAGACCAAUAUAAUAAUAUAUUUCGAGCACUUGUAAAUAUUUAAAUAGUAUAGGUAGGUAAUAUAAUAUAUUACCUAUCUAUAAUAUAUUACCUAAUUCAUAUUAUGAACUAAUUAGAUACAGUUGUACUUACCUAUUUUACGUAACUUUUUUUCAGUACUUACAUCAUCCUAUUAUUUUCAGGAAUUUAUAUUCUCAAUAUUUUGUUUACAGCGUUUCUAUACCUUCCUAUUUUAACAACUUAUUAUUUUUUUUAUGUAUAAAACAUGCCUCUGCAAAAUAAUCAGACGCUAUAAUUAAUUCACAUAUUUUGUACACAUUUAUAUGCAAAUACAAUAACUUGUUAUACAUGGUAUAAUUUUCAGAAAUGUUAUGACGUAUAAUAGAGCAACAAUAAUAUGAUUAUAAUAAUAAUAAAACAUUAUAAUAUUCGAUAAUAAUAUACCGACUUUUAUUUUGGAUUUCAGGAGUCGAUUACAAACAAAAGAUAAUUCAGUUAGAUGACAAGCCCGUUAAAUUACAAAUAUGGUAAGAAGUAAAAAAAAACAAAGUAUUCCAUAUUAUAUACGAACAAAUGGAACGCAAUGUUUUUAUAUUGGCUGCUUUCCUAAUAUAAUUAACCUAACCAUGGAACCCGUUGGCCGUUACUUUUAAAAUACGUGGAACUUCAUAACUUGUAGGUAUUGGUUUAGGUUUGGUUUUUUUUUAUUUGUGGACAACUAUUCUACCAGACAUUGUGCUCUGAUUUUCAACUUAAAUACUUUUUCUGAAAUUCGUCGGAUUUUUGAAUCAUUUUUUGAUUUGAUCAAGCGGUUUUCAUAAUAAUUGUAAAAAACCCGGAAAAAAGUAGAAAAGAUAGGACAAUAAUUUACAAAAAUAAUGUUUUUAUUAUUAUAAUUUACAAAAAAAUGCUUUUAUUAUUAUAAUUUGAAAUGUUGUUUUUGUUGUAAUUCAGUGAAAAAUAUUCGUAGAGACUAGACAUUUCGGCAGAAACCUCAUAUUUGCCUUUUUUAGACGUGGUCAAAUUUUUAAAACAUUUGAGCCCAUUUUGUGCUAUUUAUAGACAUUUUAAUUUUACGUAAUUUUUAUUCCAUAUUCUACUUUAUGGAUAAAAUUUUUAGACCAAACAGAAAUGCUUAAAGAUUUAACAGGAUGUUCAUUGUAAGUUGUACUUAGUGGUCAAUAAGAAAAAGUUGAGUGUGAUGCAAUAUUUUUUUCGUAAGAAUUUUAAUACAUAAUUUUAACAAAAAUUGUAAAUAUAUGACCUUUUAAAUAUACAUUACUGAACUACGCUCAGAAUCAUUUUUCGUUUCCAAAGAUUGCAUAGUUACAUAUAGAUGAAUAUUAAAUUCCCCUCUAUAUCUAACCUUCCCAAAUUCAUAUAACAGUGGUUCACCCAUGAUGCGAUGAAUGUCCGUCUUUUAAUAAUUUUCUGUACAUUAUAACAAUAAUAUUAAAACCUCAUUAUGUAAAAUCCUAUUAUAUGUAUAUGUCGUAGAUUACAUGGAAAAUUAGUCUUUUGAAGACUAAGCUCUUUGCAAUGGGGUAGCCCGUUUGCGAACUACUUAUUAUUUUUCCGAACGGCCUACUAUUUUUCAGACAUAUUGCAUAUAUAUUAACAGCAGUUACGCCUUUUAAAAAUUAUAAUAAUUAUAAUAUAGUAAUAACUAUUUUACUUAUUUUAUUUAAAGGGUAAUUUAUUAUUUUUACAAAAAAAAGAUCAAUAGAAUUAUAAUCACAUGUAAACACUAAACUGAAUAGUCUAAAUAAGUAUGGUACUUAUUAUAUAGUAUUAUAUUUAUUUUAUAAACUGUACAAUGGCGAGUAUCAGUGAAGUUUAGAUUAUUUUAAAGUUUUUGACUAUUGUACUACUAGUUUCAUAUUACAUUACUAAUAAAAAAGAAAAUAUGUAAAACAUUUACUUAUUGUUACAUGUGGUUUAUUCGUUUUAAAUUUCUUUUGUCUACAACUUUUCCAAUUAUAUUUUGAGUGUCUAAAUAGUCCACCAUCUACUUUUGAAAUAUUAUAUUUAAAUAUAUAUAUAUAUAUUAUAUAUAAAUAUUAUAUUAUAUAUGUUAUAUCAAAACAUAACUUCCAACAUAUAAAUUGUAUCAAUGGCGUAUUUAUGAAAUCAUAUCAAUCGUAUACAUUUCAAAUUCUAGGAAUUUACCUACAUUAGUUCAUUACAACCGGCUAUUUUAAAGAUUUAGAUACGGAAUUACGACAUAAUAUGAUACUUGAUGGAAUCUAUGAGAUUAUGACUAAUCAGUAGAUUAGAUUAUAACUUUUCACUGAACACAAUUUUGUCGGCAUACUGUACAUACCAGACGUUAGUACACUUCUGCGUUAUCGUGAAACCAGUCGAAUUCGUUUGUAUUUCGUUAUCAAAAUUGUUUUUGCAAAACAAAUAGAUACGGUUGACAGUUGACAUGUUAUGAUAAUUCUAUUGAUUUUUUUUUUUGUAAAAGUAAUAAUAUACCCUUAAAAUAAAAUAAGUAAACUAGUUAUUACUAUAUUAAAAUAAUUAUUGUAGUUCCUAAAAGGCCUAACUGCUGUUAGUCUAUAUACAAUAAGCCUGAAAAACAGUAGACCGUUUGAAAAAAUAAUAAGUAGUUCGCAAACGGGCCACCCCAUUGCAAAGAACCUGGUCUUUUCGCAAAAAGACUAAUUUUCCAUAUGGCCUACGACAUUUAUAUUUCAAAUGAAAUUAAGUAUAAAUAUUUUCAAAUUAAGAAUAUAAAAAAUAUAAACUUGGAUUUUUCAUUAUAGGUAUUUAAAAAAAAAAAAAGACGUCCUAGGAUAUUGGGGACGGGUGCAGCCAGUAAUAGAUAAUUUAAAGUAUUCCUGUAAGCAACGAUUAACCAUUGCUAACGAAAAAACGAUUCUGAACGGAGUUUAGUUGAUAGUGAUACUUUGACCACAAUACAUAUAUCAUAUUAUGGUAAAAUAAUUAAAAAGGCACUAAAUAUUAUCUUUAAUAAUAUUUAUUUAAUGCACCGAUUUUCCCGUUUUCCCAUGGUUUUUCAAACUUGAUGAGAAAACUCUUAAUAAAAUCGAAAAACGACCUCUUUAAAGUACCUCCUUAGUUAAAUAUAUUUUUAGAAACAUUGCUAUCAUUAAAAGUUAGAGCAAAAUUGCUAGUAGAAAAACUAUUUACGGAAAAAAUAAGAAGACCCUAAUAUAUUUUAACUAAUACCUAUAUUUCUUACAUUUUCCCGUUUAUUUUCGGUUUUUCAAAUUGUAUAGGAAAACUUUUGAGAAAACCAAAAAACGACCUCCCUAAAGUACCUCUCUUGUUUGAUACUGGGUCACCAUUAAUUUUUCACACCGAGCAGUAGGCUGUACAGUCCGCCAUUCCAAUCAGUGAAAAUGUUCAAUAUUUUGUUUGAAAUUUAAUAUCUUUGUAUCCAAAACAAUUUUAUUUUGAAUUUGUAUAACAUAUAUAACACACUUACACACUAAUAUGAAAUAUAUAGAAUUAAAAUGUACAAGCGUUUUACUUUAUAGGGACACUGCUGGACAAGAACGAUUUCGAACAUUGACUACGGCUUAUUAUCGAGGCGCUAUGGGCAUAUUACUCGUUUAUGACGUCACCAAUUUGGAUUCAUUUGAUCAUUUAACGUACUGGUUGAAAAAUAUUCAAGAGGUAAUACGAUAAUGAUUUUAUAUUUUUAAAUUAUCCGACACUGAAUACUUAUAAAUUAUAUGAUCUUAAGAUAUUUAACUCUAUAUAUGACGUUUUAUGUUCACUUGGGUAUACAGAACGCUUCUCCGGAUGUUAUCAAAGUUUUGGCUGGCAAUAAAUGUGAUAACGAGUCCUUAAGAGCCGUAGAUAAAGCAGAUGGAGAAAAAGUGAGAAUAAUAGUACUAUUUUUUUUUAUUUUUAUAAGUUUCCAAUGAAUAUGUAUAUACUUAUAUUAACCUUUUCUAGGCAUAAUAUUUUUUAAACAUUUUUUUAACUAUUUAUAGCUAAGUGAAAUUGUCUGAUUUUGACUUGGUUUAUUAGUGUAUACAAUUGUUAUGGCCCGGUGAAAAUGGCAAUAAGUAAAAGUACAUAGGCAAAUUUCGUUUUUCGUAUUCAUUUUUAUUCGUUUAGCAUUUUUAUGUCCGACAACGUUUUCGUUUUUGUCGUUUUCAUGUUUUUGCAAAACUGUUUUACAAAACGUCGACAACGUUUUUACUUCCUAAAAAAGCUAAAAAAAAAAUAAAAGUUAAACGUUAAGUAGUAAUUUUUUUUUUUUAAACAUUUUAAGUUCAAAAUGCAAUGAAAAUCAUAAAACUCACGUCGUUUUAAAACACGUUUAACCGAAUUCGUUAUUAAUCGUUACACACAGAUUAUAAAUUAAGUAAUUUAGGUAGGUACUCUAGCAAAUCCUACAUUCCCGAUUUUUUAAUUUAUUUGGUUGUUUUAAUUUUAUGUAAACUACGGUACCUAGCUAUAUUCACUUAUAUAUUAUUAUGUAGAUUGCAGAAUGCUAUGAUAUGCCAUUUUUUGAAGUUUCAUGUAAGUUGGACGUCAAUGUGGAAGAAGCGUUCCAAACAUUGGCUAAAAUGAUCAAAGAACGUUUUAAAUACUCGGUAAAGAUUUUUUUUUUUUACGACUAUAGAUAUGUAUGGCUAGUUAUGCCGUAUAUCGUAUAAUAUUAAAUUGAACUGCAGGUAAUAAUAAUUAUGUGCUUGUUUUUCACAGGGUGCAUUUGGACUGAAAGACGAAACACCCAGGGAGAAAUGUUCACCGCUUUUCGAAAAAGCUUUUGCUGAAUCUACGCGAAAGUGCAGCUCUUGUUAACACAUUAUAUAGGUACACUAAUAUAAUGUUUAACGAUGAUAAAUAUUUUGCUACCUAUUUACAUUUUGUUUAAAAAAAAAACCAAAAUCGUAAUUAUGGAGUUUUUUGGGCUUUCUGACGCCAUAUAAUUGGGUUGAACGCUAAAUGACAGAACUGAGAAGUACUAAAAAUUAUAUUAAUUUAAUAUUAUUACACCUAUGUAUAUAUAGGUAGGUAGGCACCUACCUAUCUACUAACAUUUACGUAAAAUAUACCUACUUCAUUAAUUCGUAAAAUUGAAAUGCACAAAAUCAGAGUUAGAAAAAUUAUUUGUCGUACUUACUUCUAUAAUAUGUAUUUAUUUAUUUUUUUUUUAUAUAGUAAAUAAAACGAGUUAGUAACGAAAUAUAUUCUAAUGCUUAUUUAACAUACGUAAACGGUGUUUUGUCAACUUAUGACAGGGUCAGAUACUUCAUUAUUGUCAUAAUAUAUAAUAUAUAAUUCAAUAAUUAUUGUAUACCUACAUUUACAUAAUUUUUAAAUUGGUUUAUAUAAAACAAAAUACUAAUAUCUAAUCACAAAAUUGUAAUGUAUUUUUAGCUACGAAUCUUUCAUGUUUUACCUUUAAUAAUUUAUAAUAUUAUUACCUACAUACAUAUGUUUAUUAUAUUAUUCAUCAUAAUAUACAUUAAUGUAUUAUUUUUCUGCGAAUUCACAGGUGUAUUUUUUUGUUUUUAAUUUUGUUACGCUAUUAUUAUAAUUACUAC